AUGCGCAUUUCUUACGCACUCACGGUCACGGUGGCGACUCUCCUUGUUCCUAGCAACGCGCUCGUGAACUCAAAGCCUGCGAUGCUGUCUCCACCCGGAGAGCCAAGUCAGCGUCAUUUGCGGUCUCAUGACACCCCUGUUCUGGUAGAUGACUACAAUGCUGAUGAGGAGAGGGGUCUAGAUAAAGCAGCGAUGAAGACAAUGUGGGAGGAUGGAAUGAGUGCUGCCGGCUAUGCUAAGAAGUUGGGCAUUACUGACAAAAUUGCACUCGCUGAAAAAUCGGCCGGCGUUCUCCAGCAGCUCAUGCAAACCCGUAGGUACGAAAAGUACCAACAGUACCUCAACUAUUUGGCCAAAAAGAACAAGAAGAAGAAGCCGGAUCUUAUCUACUUAUCAUAA
Messenger RNA from Phytophthora infestans T30-4, 399 nucleotides. RefSeq names its product secreted RxLR effector peptide protein, putative. NCBI's taxonomy places the organism in Eukaryota, Oomycota, Peronosporomycetes, Peronosporales, Peronosporaceae. The transcript has a single exon. Bases 1 to 399 code for a protein of 132 amino acids. The record is from RefSeq and is a predicted model, not a curated record.